AUAUGGUUACUCAUUAAUCAUUUACCUAAUCCUCAUUAUUAUCUUUGGUGUGCACUCAUCAGCAAUCUUAAGUGGGCAGUACUAUCAACUUUCUAGUUCAAAUUAGGGAAAAAAAUUAUCUUAAAUGGGAAGCAAUUUAUGAACCCAAUAUUAAAAAAACUGAAACCACUAAAUCAAAUUUUCUCUUUUCCUUUUCCUAUCAUGAAUUGUUGAAUUUGGGUUGCAUUAUAUUUAAGAUCAUAGAGCACUUAUAUAUAGUGAUAACCAUUGGAUACUCUCAUUGGAAUUGUCUGCAAGCUAAUAUAAGUUUAAAAUCUCAUAGAGGAUCCAUUUGUGUUAGAAUCUAUAAUCACAAUUUCUCUCUCUCUUUUUUUUUUUUUUUUUUUUAAAUAUGUUAGCUAUUUAAGGACUCUCCUCAAGCCUUAUAAGGCAUAGACCCAUCAUCAAUGACACUCGUCGCCCCCAUUUUUUCAACUCAUUUUUUAAUGAAUUUUCUUUCUUUGUACGAGCCCCACCUCCGAAUCAUCUCUUCACCAACUCUCUCCUCCACAAACACUAUCUGAAAAGUUUGAGAUCACUCGGGUGCAAAUCAGACCAGCUGCUGCACCACCAUUGCUGCGAGGAGUGUAUCAGUAUGAGCAACCCAAUUUCUAGCAGUCGGUUUGAAGAAGAAGAGCAGGAGGCGAAUAAGGUGACCCAAUUUCAAGAAGAAGACCAAAAGGCCAAGACAAGUCAGAGGUACAUGCUUCUUUUGGUUAUCAACUAUUUCUGCCUCUUUCUGGGUUCAGUCUCUUCUAGUUUGCUUUCUAAGUUCUAUUUUAUCCAUAAAGGUUCGAGCAGAUGGGUGUCUACAUGGGUCCAGUCUGCUGGUUUCCCUCUUCUUCUCUUCCCCAUUUACCUUCCUUACUAUCUCUUCAAAUGCACUGAAAGAAAACCCUUUAAUCGCUUCACUCCGAGAAUAUUAAUGUUGUCAGUCUUGAUAGGUCUGAUGUUAGGCCUGAACAACCUUUUAUUCUCAUGGGGUAAUUCUUAUCUUCCUGUAUCAACUUCAUCUCUUCUUUUAUCAUCUCAGCUCGUGUUCAAUCUCAUUCUCUCUGUCAUUAUCGUCAAACAAAGAAUCACCUUCCAAAAUCUUAAUUGCGUAAUGCUUUUGACUCUAAGCUCAGUUCUUUUAGCCUUGGGUUCAAGCCAUGAUAGACCUCAAGGUUUAACCACUGCAAAAUACUUUAUAGGGUUCUUCUCCACUGUAGGAGCUGGCUUGUUAUUCGCCCUAUAUUUGCCAGUCAUGGAGAAGAUAUACAAGAACGUUUACUGUUACCAGAUGGUGAUGGAAAUGCAGCUUGUGAUGGAAAUAGCAGCCACCGCAUUGGCCACUGUUGGAAUGGCCUCAGACGGUGGGUUUGCGGAGAUGAAGAGAGAGAGUGAAUAUGUGUUUGAUGGAGGAGAAAAAUGGUAUUGGAUUACAGUGUUUACCAAUGUGUUUACAUGGCAGCUGUGCUUCAUGGGCACUGCAGGAAUGGUUUUCCUGACAUCAUCACUAACAGGAGGGAUAUGCAUGACUGCCCUUUUGGCCAUGAACGUAUUAGGAGGUGUUUUGGUGUAUGGAGAUGAGUUUGGUGGUGUGAAAGUGGUGUCCACUUUGCUUUGUGGUUGGGGUUUUUGUUCUUAUGUGUAUGGUAUGCAUCUUAAAAUGAAAGAUGACAAAGAGAAAGAGAAAGUGAAGGAAAAUGAGAGUAAAAAUCUUGAAACAUUAGAGAUGGUUGAUGCAGCAAACAAUGUUUGAAUGAAGGUUGAUGGUUAUCAUCUAUGGCUGAAGCUUUUUUUCCUCUUCUUUCUUUUCUAUGUUGAUGGUUAUCAGAAUCAGAUUGUGUUUUAUUUAAUUAACAAAAAUAUAUAUAGUGGAAAAUGAAAAAUUUCAAGUCCUAGUGUAGUGAUGUCUUGUGGGGUCUUAGACAAGAUGAGUUUGAUAUCUUUUCAUUUAGUGUUACAAUCAAACAUCAUUGUCAUUAUCAUCUUA
Molecule: messenger RNA, 2017 nt
Organism: Ricinus communis (castor bean)
Lineage: Eukaryota; Viridiplantae; Streptophyta; Magnoliopsida; Malpighiales; Euphorbiaceae
Product: probable purine permease 4
Exons: 1
Coding region: 635-1783 (382 amino acids)
Cellular component (GO): membrane
Molecular function (GO): purine nucleoside transmembrane transporter activity
Source: RefSeq, a predicted model, not a curated record